AUGGAUGAUAUUCUGGACGACGUCAUCAAACAGCAUCAAGCCAACCGCGAAAAUGGGAAAGUGGGGAAUGCUGAGUCGGGAGAUGAAGAUAUUAUUGAUGUUCUGCUUCGACUGCAGGAAAGUGGCAACUUCCAAGUUCCAAUCACAACUAGAAACAUCAAAGCUCUCCUUCUAGAUAUUUUCAAUGCCGGAACUGAUAAUUCAUCAGUAAUAGUCCAGUGGGCCAUGUCAGAAUUGAUGAGGCAACCAAACCUAAUGGCAAAGGCACAAGACGAAGUAAGACAAAUCUGUGAGGGAAAAAGGACAAUCGAGAAGGCCGAUAUGGAAAAGUUGAAGUACCUCAAAAUGGUCAUACAUGAAACUUUAAGGCUUCACCCACCUACUCCUAUAAUCCCAAGAUUAAGCAUGGAAAAUCUAGUGGCCAGUGGAUAUACAAUACCCGACAAUACCCAAAUAAUAGUUAAUGCUUGGGCAAUUGGGAGAGACCCUGAAUACUGGGAUGAUGCUGAGAACUUUAAACCAGAGCGGUUCGAUCAUAAAUCAAUUGAUUACUUUGGAUCUCAACAUGGAUAUUUCCUGUUCGGGUUAGGAAGGAGAAUGUGCCCCGGGAUAACAUUUGGUCUAGCCAAUAUGGAGCUUCCAUUAGCCCAUUUGCUUUACCAUUUUGACUGGAAGUUACCUGAUGGAAUGGAGCCGGCUGAUCUAGACAUGGAAGAAUCCGAGAGAUUAACCGUUCAAAGGAAAAAUAAUUUAUUCUUGAUUGCAACACCAUAUGGUCCUUCCAGUGACCGAUGA
Coffea arabica (coffee) is the source of this 795-nucleotide messenger RNA. Its product is annotated as premnaspirodiene oxygenase. Gene Ontology annotation, molecular function: monooxygenase activity; iron ion binding; heme binding. Lineage: Eukaryota; Viridiplantae; Streptophyta; Magnoliopsida; Gentianales; Rubiaceae. The record is from RefSeq and is a predicted model, not a curated record.